Messenger RNA from Athalia rosae (coleseed sawfly), 3452 nucleotides. Its product is annotated as BTB/POZ domain-containing protein KCTD3. Gene Ontology annotation, molecular function: protein binding. The transcript is spliced from 11 exons. NCBI's taxonomy places the organism in Eukaryota, Metazoa, Arthropoda, Insecta, Hymenoptera, Athaliidae. The coding region runs from base 866 to 2707 and encodes 613 amino acids. Gene Ontology annotation, biological process: protein homooligomerization. The record is from RefSeq and is a predicted model, not a curated record.
AACCCAAUCUAGAAAACUCAUGACCACUUGACCUUGAAAACCCAAUCCUGAUGGAUGGGUAAUAGUCCCGAAUCCAAUUGGGAGUUCAUUGAGACCUUUGUAGAUUUUAUUUUUGGCCAUGGUGAAGGCAACCAUUGUGUUUAUGACCAAAUGAUAGUAACUUCUGGUAGAAUAAUCGUUUCUACGUACAAGCGAAUCAAAAUCAAUAUGAAACCAGUUUCUGGGUCAUCUUUAACCAUUCCUGAUGCUGUAUCACAUUUAAAUUUAAAAAAUGAAAUGCUUGCACAAGGAUUAACUCAGUUUUAUGCAAUUUUUCGUGACAUCUGGUCACUUUUCUAUGAGAAUGCCUAGCCUGAUCCCCAGCUGCUUGUCAAUCUAUUACUAUUUAUCAUGAGAUUUUCUAUUUUGUUGAUGAAAACUGAGUAUCCAAUGCCGAAGUUAAUAAAAUAUGGCACAUAGAAUGUAAGAAUUAUUGCGUUGUAUUUUGGAUGCUUGGUCGAAUUAUUUUGGAAUGUUAAUACUAUACUUAUAAAAUUUUUGUUGAAAUAUUUUGUCCCCUUUUAUAAAUUUUCUAACUACUUUACUGUAACAAGUAGUUUCUGAUCUGAUAUUUUAUAUAUCAGUGUAUUUGUCUUAUCUUUGGCUUCAAAAGUUUAAGAUAAGCCCGAGCCUGAGCUAAAUCUGUUUACUUUCAGCUGACUAAUGCAACACACUAUAGUAUUCAUAGGCUGGUGGUUCCUAUGAUAUAUUACGCUUUGUUACCAGUAGAAUAAUUAAUUACUUCAUAUGUUUGUUCGAAAAAAAUUUGUUGGAAAUCAAUAUAUGGUUUGUUCUAAACAAAAACUUUCGUUUUUGAAUUAUAAUUAUGGACUUAUUAUGGGAUACAAGUAACAGACUUUUUCACUGGCUUUACGACAUCCCACUCCAGGAACCAGCCAGUAUAAUAACCACUAGCAGCGAUGUUUCUGUUCAUGGAAGAACCAGCGGAGUUCCGUCAACCUCCAGAGUUGAAAUUUCCAACAGCUCGCAACCAACUUUUUCACUAUCCUCAUCCUCUAGCACUACUACCAGCAAUGUAACAAAUGGAGCACAACAGGGCGGGAGAGCAUCACUAUCAACUCACGCUCGUAAUUCUUCCUUGGAUUAUCGGGUAUCACAGCGUGGAUUACCACAUUCUCGAACUCCAUCCCUCGAUUUACGACAUGCAAGAAACGGUUCUGCCGAUUUGAAUAAAAUAUUUCGUAAUGAUGUUGGACUGGUGUUUGGUGGUCAACAAAUUUCAGCAUGGGUUGAUCCUUUGAGAGUUCAAAUCAUCAAAGCUCAUCACAAUUGGAUAGUGAUUGCUUAUGCUCAUUUCAUAACAUGCUACCGUUUGAAAGACUCAUCUGGCUGGCAACAUGCUUUCACAAGUCCACACAUCGAAUCGAUAAUUGAACGAGUAGCAAUAAAUGCUAAGAUGGGUAGUGGUACAGAUGGCAAAAUGGUGGCUAUUUCAUAUGGUGGUCAAGUUCGUCUUUGGAGCGUUUCAGAAGAGGGAAUAAAAACUAAUAUUGGAACAUUUAACCUGAAUGUUCGUGUUGAAUAUUUGUUCUUCAUUGGCAGUCAGUUAGUUGCACUUUCUCCGACUGGAAAGAUCGGGGUUUGGCACGCCAUGACGCAUCACUGGCAAAUACAAGACGUUGUACCUAUAUCAUCGUUUGAUACUGCAGGCUCAUUUUUGUUAUUGGGAUGCAACAAUGGGGCUAUAUAUUAUAUCGAUAUGCAGAAAUUUCCCCUCAGAAUGAAGGACAAUGAUCUACUUGUAACGGAGUUGUACCGCGAUCCAAGUCAUGAUCCUAUAACUGCGAUUUCCGUUUAUCUUACACCAAAGACGACACAAGCAUCUGAGAGGGGGAGGGAAGGUCUAUGUGGAAAUUGGAUCGAAAUCGCUUAUGGUACAAAAUCGGGUAGUGUACGAGUCAUAGUACAACAUCCUGAGACAUUGGGUCAUGGACCUCAACUUUUCCAAACGUUUACUGUUCAUCAAAGUAGCGUGACAAAGGUAACAUUAUCUGAAAAAUUCUUAGUAUCAGUAUGUUCUGAAUAUAAUCAUGUCAGAAGUUGGGCAGUAACAAGAUUCCGUGGUAUGAUUUCUACUCAACCAGGAUCUACUCCAGAAGCUAGUUUCAAAAUUGUUUCCCUUGACGCAGUCGAGCCCUGCAUUAGCCAUAAUGCUGGAAAUGACUUUGGGCCCUUUGGAGAGCAAGACGAUGAACAAGUAUUCGUUCAAAAAGUUGUCCCAGACACAGAUCAGCUUUUUGUGAGACUUGCUUCAAACGGAAAUAGAGUAUGCGUAAUUGAAUCAGUGGAUGGCAGCGUUAUCACUUCAUUUUGUGUCCAUGAGUGCGAAGGUUCGAGUCGCAUGGGAUCUAGACCUAGACGUUUUAUAUUCACUGGCCACUCCAACGGAGCUAUUCAAAUGUGGGACCUCACAACAGCCUUAGACCUAUGCUCAAAAAUCGAUCAAGUGAAAGAAGUCGCAGGAGGUCCAACACCGGAAGAAUUAUGGAAACUACUCGACCAAUGUGAUCUAAGUAAUAGCCAUAGCUCAACUCCGUGUCUCAGCCCUUGUCCUUCACUGAUAUCAGCUGGAACUAGAAUUAAAGCAAGUAACGUAUUGUUUCUGAAUCAGUCGCAACAUCUAGAACCACCUAGUGGCCCUGGUUAGAUUCCUGAAAAAGGAAUUUGCCAAGAAUAAUGAAUGCCAAGGAAAUAUCUUUGCUCGAGCAUAUACGCUAAUUAAAGUUGCUCGUGAAUUGAAUCUUAAGUUUUCAAGAUAUUUUGACUUAUUGUUGACCGUAUUUACAUUAUUGUUACCGAGCUAUCCGGUCGAUAAUUUAUUCUAUUUAUUAACUUAUUGAAUUUAUUAUCACCUUUUUUUUAAGAGUUCCUAAAACAUCUAUUCAUGUGUUAUGCACAUAUAAGUAGUGACACCAUAUUACCUUACGAAGUUAUCCAUUCCUUAUCUCUCUGUUGAUGGUGUUAUUUAAUUUUCAAUUAUUUCACGUUCCUCAUUGACAUAUCUAUAUGUGUAAUAUUUUAAUAUAAUACGUGUUGAGUAUGAAUCUUUUGUUACAGUUUAUUUAUAAAAUUUGGCUUUUGGAUAAUUUUAUAGUUUAGGUACGAUAGAAGAUAUCUAGAUUCAAGGAAUUGUAAUACAGCACAUGUUGAACUUUAUUGAAAAAUAGUUGAUUAUAUGUAUGUAUAUUUUUGUUAUACAGCUCGAAAUUUUCAUAAUAAUUGAAGUACAUAAUACCAUGAUGGCUGUAACUCAAGUGUUACCACAUGUCAUGUUGUAUUUACUUUGACAGUUUGUGAUGCUUUAAAUUUAUUGUAAAAAAAUGAAAUACUAUAAUACUGUUGUAAUUGUGCUCUCUGUGAUCUGACAGAAAUAAAUGCUUUUUUUACCUAAA